CUGCGUGAGUGCGGAGCUUCCGUGUGGUGGUGUCCUCUGCGGCGGGAAACCCGAGAGCGGCUGUCUCUGGCUUUCGUCCUCUGAUCUGAGCGCCGAGGGAAAAGUGGCGAAAUGACCGACCGCUACACCAUCCACAGCCAGCUGGAGCACCUCCAGUCCAAGUACAUCGGCACGGGCCACGCCGACACCACCAAGUGGGAGUGGCUGGUGAACCAGCACCGCGACUCGUACUGCUCCUACAUGGGCCACUUCGACCUUCUCAACUACUUCGCCAUUGCCGAGAAUGAGAGCAAAGCGCGAGUCCGCUUCAACCUGAUGGAGAAGAUGCUGCAGCCUUGCGGGCCGCCGGCCGACAAGCCCGAGGAGAACUGAGCCCCGCGCGGGGACCUUCGCGGCCGCACCGCUCCCUGCCUUCUCCAGUUUGCUGUGGUUUCCUGCGUUUUCCCGCCUCCAGUGGACAGAUUCUUCCCGGCUCGUGCUUUCGGUGCCAGAGGGGUUUGUCCCGGGGUGRCCCUCCUGACCCGCCUAAACGUGGACCCUUCGGAACAUGGCAUUGAGACACCGUCAGGACCCUGAGAACUGUGCGAGCGGAGAGGUCCUAGAGCCGACAAGCAUUAGGGAGGACGACCCUGGAGUGAAACGGGACUUGGCUAGUUGUCUGUCAUCGGUGCUUUUUCCAUAAAGUUUAGAAAUUGCCCUGUC
Messenger RNA from Urocitellus parryii (Arctic ground squirrel), 702 nucleotides. It is a transcript of the gene Sf3b5, whose product is annotated as splicing factor 3b subunit 5. NCBI's taxonomy places the organism in Eukaryota, Metazoa, Chordata, Mammalia, Rodentia, Sciuridae. Gene Ontology annotation, cellular component: precatalytic spliceosome; U2 snRNP. Gene Ontology annotation, biological process: mRNA splicing, via spliceosome. The record is from RefSeq and is a predicted model, not a curated record.